This is a messenger RNA of Engraulis encrasicolus (European anchovy), 2157 nucleotides long. RefSeq names its product short transient receptor potential channel 7-like. NCBI's taxonomy places the organism in Eukaryota, Metazoa, Chordata, Actinopteri, Clupeiformes, Engraulidae. Gene Ontology annotation, biological process: calcium ion transmembrane transport; single fertilization; regulation of cytosolic calcium ion concentration. Bases 1 to 2157 code for a protein of 718 amino acids. The transcript has 12 exons. The record is from RefSeq and is a predicted model, not a curated record. Gene Ontology annotation, molecular function: inositol 1,4,5 trisphosphate binding; store-operated calcium channel activity; protein binding. Gene Ontology annotation, cellular component: cation channel complex; plasma membrane.
AUGCCAACAGGGUGUGACAAUGGGCCAAGGCCACAGACUGGCAGCCAGGUGGAUCUGAGGCCACACGAGAACGUUUGGAGGUCCCCGCCGGAGUCAGAAUCCCCCUCGGGUGAACAACAGCAACAGCAUGCGUUCGUAAUUGGAAUGCCACAGACCCUGCGCGCAGAGCCGCUGCCGCCCACGCUGAGCCGCUGCAUGACUCUACCUGGCGCCCUGUUUCGACGGAAAGCUGGCGACACGCGCCGGUACCGGACAGCCGAAUAUGGCAUCGCAGGUGCCAUUAGCAACUCGGCGCUACAGGCAGUCGCGAUAACUGCCACCACGGAGGAGCCCGGCGGCGUGGCGAAACUUUUGGAAACGCGCUAUCAGCCAGAGCAGGUGCUGCUUCACAGCUUCGCCUACAACCGGGAUUCUCAGUUCACUACGUCUCAUACCCUGGAGACCAUGAGCCAGCGGCGCCACACCACGCUGCGGGAGAAGGGGCGUCGGCAGGCCGUGCGCGGCCCCGCCUACAUGUUCAGCGAGCGGGCCACCAGCCUGUCGGCCGAGGAGGAGCGCUUCCUGGACGCCGCCGAGUACGGCAACAUCCCCGUGGUGCGCAAGACGCUGGAGGAGUCCAAGACGCUCAACGUCAACUGCGUGGACUACAUGGGCCAGAAUGCAUUGCAGCUGGCGGUGGGCAACGAGCACCUGGAGGUCACCGAGCUGCUGCUGAAGAAGGAGGGCCUGGCGCGGGUCGGGGACGCCCUGCUGCUGGCCAUCAGCAAAGGUUAUGUGCGCAUUGUGGAGGCCAUCUUGGCGCACCCAGCGUUCGAGGGCGGCCUGCGUCUGACACUGAGCCCUCUAGAGCAGGAAGCGCUGGGCUGUGUGGCCGACGAGGGGGGCGCCGCCGGGGCCGCCGGGGCCUUCUACGCCUACGACGAGGACGGCACGCGCUUCUCGCAGGACGUCACACCUGUCAUCCUGGCCGCCCACUGCCAGGAGUACGAGAUCGUGCACACGCUCCUGCUCAAGGGAGCACGCAUCGAGAAGCCGCACGACUACUUCUGCAAGUGCGGCGAGUGUGGCGAGCGGCAGCGGAGGGACUCGUUCAGCCACUCGCGCUCGCGCAUGAACGCCUACAAGGGCCUGGCCAGCGCCGCGUACCUGUCGCUGUCCAGCGAGGACCCCGUGCUCACCGCGCUGGAGCUCAGCAACGAGCUGGCACUGCUGGCCAACAUCGAGACUGAGUUUAAGAACGACUACAGGAAGCUGUCCAUGCAGUGUAAGGACUUUGUGGUGGGAGUGCUGGACCUGUGCAGAGACACAGAGGAGGUCGAGGCCAUACUGAACGGGGACGUGCACCACGACCCGGACAGCGAACACAACCGCCCAUGCCUUAGCCGCGUCAAGCUCGCCAUCAAAUACGAGGUCAAAAAGUUCGUGGCCCACCCCAACUGCCAGCAGCAGCUCCUGACUCUGUGGUACGAGAACCUGCAGGGCCUACGGCAGCAGUCCAUGAUGGUCAAGUGCUGGACGGUGCUGGGGGUGACCGUGGGCCUUCCCUUCCUCGCCGUGUCCUACUGGAUCAUGCCAUGCAGCAAGCUUGGCGAGAUGCUCCGUAGCCCCUUCAUGAAGUUCGUGGCCCAUGCAGUGUCCUUCACCCUCUUCCUCUGCCUGCUGGUGCUGAACGCCUCCGAUCGCUUCGAGGGGGUGCGACUCCUGCCCAACGAGACCCUCACGGACUACCCGCGGCAAGUCUUCCGUGUCAAAACGACGCAGUUCUCCUGGACCGAGAUGCUUAUCAUGAAAUGGGUUCUUGGCAUGAUCUGGUCGGAGUGUAAGGAGAUCUGGGCAGACGGGCCGCGGGAGUACAUCAUGCACCUGUGGAACGUUCUGGACUUUGGCAUGCUGUCCAUCUUCGUGGCGUCCUUCACGGCCAGGCUCAUGGCCUUCCUCAGGGCCUCCAGGGCUCAACUCUACGUGGAUCAGCAUGUGAUCGCUGAGGACCUCAGCAACGCCUCCCUUCCAGAGGACGUGGCCUACUUUACCUACGCCAGGAACAAGUGGCGUCCCUCCGAUCCACAGCUCAUAUCCGAGGGGCUGUACUCCAUCGCGGUGGUCCUGAGGGGCAGAGACAUGGAGUCAGGACGGGGUCGAUUGGGAGUAUGUGUGUGA